UGUAAGAACUUAGUAUAUCUGACGUCAGACACAGCACUGUGGUAUAUCUGACGUCAGACACAGCACUGUAGUGUGUGUGACGUCAGACACAGCACUGUGGUAUAUCUGACGUCAGACACAGCACUGUAGUGUGUGUGACGUCAGACACAGCACUGUAGUUUGUGUGACGUCAGACAGACCGCUGUAGUAUGCAGGCUACAGAGAGCAGGUCCAAGCCUCAUGAUCACAGCCUUAACCACGUGACACGUCCUACCAUCACAAUGUUGCAGCUACAGAAGAACUGGGAGGGUGCGGCCGCCCCCUACUUGCUACUACAGAAUGAGGAGGGCGAAGUCUUCUACAAACUGCUGCUGGGUCAUCUCAGCUACACGCAGCUCGUCCACCUUCUGCGGGACCUUGGCUUUGACCCAAAAUCGCCAGCGGGAGGAGAAGUGCAGGUGAGAGAGCCCGCUAGGGGGCUGGUGGCGACACCUGGCGCAGUGAGCGUGCAGCAGUUGGUGUCGGGGGAGUGGAGGUGGUCCCAGUACGGGGCACCGCUGCAGCCCCCUGUCCCCGCCUGGCAGGUGCUACCGUUUCAUCGAGUCUUGGGACCGUUGAGAGCCCCCCGUCUGUCCACCAACGGCCGUCAGCACAGCCACAAGGUGGAGCUGUAGAGACUUCAUCUAGCGCCCCUCUCCUCCCUCUCUGACAGCCCCCCACCCCGUCUGUCCACUAACGGCCGUCAGCACAGCCACAAGGUGGAGCUCUCCUCCUGUUACCACUACUCCCUCGUUCUUCCCUUCAUCAUCAUCUUCUUCAAGCUCGCUCUCUACUCACUCUUUCACGUCUGAGAGCUGGUGUUGUGUUUGUGUGGUGACGUCUGAGAGCUGGUGUAGUGUUUGUGUGGUGACGUCUGAG
This is a messenger RNA of Pomacea canaliculata, 897 nucleotides long. RefSeq lists its product as uncharacterized. The transcript has 2 exons. The record is from RefSeq and is a predicted model, not a curated record. Bases 189 to 653 code for a protein of 154 amino acids. NCBI's taxonomy places the organism in Eukaryota, Metazoa, Mollusca, Gastropoda, Architaenioglossa, Ampullariidae.